CUUCUACUAUACUACAAGGCCCGGAUCAUGGAUUGUCUAAGCAGCACAUACAGGCUUGAGCAAUAUUCUGAUGCUAGAAUUCAGCAGGUCGUUAAUGUGUGUUGCGAUCCUAGCCGAACGUGUCUAUCUAGCAACGGCAAUUCUAAGGUCGUUCGAGCCGGCAACAUCGCAAUCAAAUUCGGCAGGGUUACUAACGAAGAGGUUGCUGGCCAGCUUCACGCCCGAGAGUUACUCGAUCCGGCAAUUGUUAGAGUGCCACAGAUUUACUCAUACUUUUCCUUCAACGGCGAAGACUACGUUGUUAUGGAGUUUGUGGAUGGCGCCAAGCAAGAGACCAUUGAGGACGAUGAGACUGUUGUUAAGGUCGGCCGCAUCGUGAGUCACUUGCACACCUUUACCAGAUAUGCACCGGGUCCAGUGAAUAUGGGCAGGUGCAUGGGGCCGCUAUGGUCGGAGGAUGAGCGGAUGUCCUUUACUAGCACCCAGAGCCUUGAGACAUAUGUCAACUCACGCUUAGUACGACAGACUGGCAUGUUUUCUAUAUCCGAUACGCCGAUGGUGUUUACACACGGAGACAUUGCACCACGCAACCUACUCUUCGCAGUCUCCGGUAUAUGGUUACUGGACUGGGAAUUCGCUGGCUACUUUCCGCGUUCUGCGGAGAUUGCUACGUUUCGCCUUGACGCGGGAAAACGCGCCUCAGAUGUACCGUUUUACGACCGUCUCGAGGCCACGAUCCUGCAGAGGAACCCACUAACCUUGGCUGAGUCGGCGCAGGUUGCAUGUUGGCAGGAACUUGCUCUGAAUCAUCUUCGAUUCUAUUUUCCUACAGAUCAAGAAAAAGCAGCUGUGAAAAAGCGUCGUAGGAAGCUCAAUGGCAUUCUGGCCCAACCAUAGCUGUUUCGCCGCGCUGAGCGCGACGUGUUGUCCGAACAACUUCUUACUCUGACUCAUCCUCCGCCUCGUCCAGCUCCCUUGCCCUUUGCGACGUGAGUGCAAUUGUUGCGCCAUAAUUGACCGAAUGGUCGACAAUCUCCAUUCCCCUAUAGUUCGCUGCUGAACUAGCUG
Baudoinia panamericana UAMH 10762 is the source of this 1068-nucleotide messenger RNA. RefSeq lists its product as uncharacterized. The record is from RefSeq and is a predicted model, not a curated record. NCBI's taxonomy places the organism in Eukaryota, Fungi, Ascomycota, Dothideomycetes, Mycosphaerellales, Teratosphaeriaceae. The coding region runs from base 28 to 897 and encodes 289 amino acids. The transcript has 2 exons.